AAUGUGCGCCCGUAAGAAAUUGUUUCCCAGAGAGCGCCAGCAGGUAGCCGGAGGAGACCAUGGUUCCUCGGCGUCUCCUGUUGGUCGGGGAGGGGAAUUUCUCCUUCGCCGCUUCGCUGAUCGAAGGCCUGGAUCCCAGCGUCAGUGUUACUGCUACCGGCUUCCAGCACCGGGCGGACCUGGAGGGAGAUCCGGUAGCGCUAGAGAACCUACAGCGCCUGCGCGAACAAGGUAUCGAAGUGCGUUUUGGUGUGGAUUGCACCCAGCUGGCACACACCUUGCAACCAGACGACAGGGAUUUUGAUCGAAUUUAUUUCAACUUCCCUCACUGUGGACGAAAAGCUGGAGUAGCUAAGAACAGGGAACUGCUUGCCAAGUUUUUCGAGAGCUGUGCUGAUGUUCUUGCAAAGGAAGGAGAAGUCCAUGUAGCACUGUGUAGAGGACAAGGUGGAACUCCUGCUGACAAGCCCCAGAGAGAGUGGCACAACAGUUGGCAAGUAGUUGCCAUGGCAGCUCUGGGUGGGUUCAUUUUAAGUGAUGUGUGUCCCUUUAGCUGUGAGGCUGUGCCAGGAUACAAGUGCACUGGGUAUAGGAGUCAGGAUAGGCCCUUUCAUAUAGAAGGUGCUUUGACCUAUAUCUUCACCCAGAGCUUACCCUUUGAAAGCUCUCAGCCCAGAACUUUCAGAGUCAGCCUGGAGGACCGGUGGUUUUCCUUUACAGAACCAGAAGCACUUCCAGGAAAGCUGAACAGGCGGUUCCUUGAAGCACCUUCCUGUCAUCCUGUCAGAACCGUCAAUGAGAAACUCAUUGCCGAUUUGGGCAAAACUUUUCCCUUAAAAAAGCUGAAGUGUCCCCUCCCUUUGUUGUCAUGGGGAGGCCCCAGUGUCCUCCCUCCAGUGAACUGUGACCUUCUGCCUACCUUUUGGAUUCAUCUACAUGAAGAUAAUUCAUGUUCUGAGUUCCUGAAUGGUGAAAUAAUACAAGAAAUGGAAGAAAUUCCUGUGUCAGUUUCAGAAUGUACCCUUCCUGAGAGUCCUGCAGGAGAUGGCUGCAAAGCUGCUCAGGAAGGGAUCUGUGAACAACAGGUCAAGCUCGGUCUCAGGCCUUCUCUUCUUGUCCAUGCUGAAGCUGUCAUCCAUUCUCCAGAAUUCCUCCCAGGCUCUCUGCAUGUCCUCAGUGGACCUGUCUUUCGGAAGUGCCGCAUUUUACCUUUUAUGAUGCCAGCAUUUCAUGAGACUUUAUUCAUUCUUGGAUUUGAUAAAAAUAUGAAGGAGGGUUGCCUUUGGCCGCUGCUGGAUCGCCUGAAGGCUACUCUAGGUAACCUUCUGCCUCCGACAUUGCAGGAGGGCUCCAGUUUGAGCACUUCAGUGGAGUUUGUCCUUCAACCAAAUGGAAAGGAUUAUAUAAUUCAUGUGAAGUCUCUUAAUUUUGGCCAAGAUUGCACUAAGAAUCUGAUUAUUGGAUCUAUUGUUACACCUAAGAUUGUUAAACAUAAACAUCAGUGUUUUGUGUUUGUUUCCAUAAACUUGGACUUAUUAGCUAUGCUUGCCUAUGAUAUUUCCGACUGGAGAAUAUUGUGGACUUUUGAUAACCGUUUCCUGAAAAGAUUUGUCCCCGGGAAAAUAGAACACUUUAAAAGCUAUUCUCUGUAUCCGCCACACUAUGUGCAUGAUGUUAGUUUCUGGUUAGAUGAAAAGAAAGCAUUUGAUGAACUGGAGUUUCACACUGUGGCCCGAGCACUGUCCCAGGACACUAUUGUUUCUGUACAGUGCCUUGAUCGUUUUCAGCAUCCAGAGACUCGACAGGUCAGUCUCUGCUAUCGAUUGACCUAUCAGACUUGUGAUAAGGCGCUCACCCCACAGCUAGCAGCAGCAAUGCAGUCCCAGUUCAGAAAAGAGAUUCAAAGACAGCUCCAUGUUUUACCUAGGUCUGGAAAUAAAGCAGGGCAAGUCUGGGCCCCUGAAGGAUCCACUGCCUUCAAGUGUCUGCUCUCAGCGAGGUUGUGCGCAGCCCUUCUGAGCAACAUCUCGGACUGUGAUGAAACAUUCAACUACUGGGAACCAACACACUACCUCAUCUACGGAAAGGGCUUUCAGACGUGGGAAUAUUCCCCGGUGUAUGCCAUCCGCUCGUAUGCUUACCUGAUGCUGCAUGCCUGGCCAGCUGCAUUUCACGCACGGAUUCUGCAAACUAACAAGAUUCUUGUAUUCUACUUUUUGAGAUGUCUCCUGGCUUUUGUGAGCUGUGUUUGUGAACUUUACUUUUAUAAGGCUGUGUGCAAGAAGUUUGGGCUGCAUGUGAGUCGAAUGAUGCUGGCCUUCCUGGUGCUCAGCACGGGCAUGUUCUGCUCAUCAUCUGCAUUCCUUCCUAGCAGCUUCUGCAUGUAUACCACACUGAUCGCUAUGACCGGAUGGUAUAUGGACAAGACACCUGUUGCUGUACUGGGAGUAGCAGCCGGUGCUAUCUUAGGGUGGCCGUUUAGUGCAGCUCUUGGUUUACCCAUUGCGUUUGACUCGCUGGCCAUGAAGCACAGGUGGAAGAGCUUCUUCGGCUGGUCCCUGGUGGCCCUGAUUCUCUUCCUGGUGCCCGUGGUGGUCAUUGACAGCUACUAUUAUGGGAAGUUGGUGAUUGCCCCUCUCAACAUUGUUUUGUAUAAUGUCUUUACUUCUCAUGGACCUGAUCUUUACGGUACAGAACCAUGGUAUUUCUAUUUAAUCAAUGGAUUUCUGAAUUUCAAUGUUGCCUUUGCUUUGGCUCUUCUGGUUUUGCCACUGACUUUUCUUAUGGAGUACCUGCUACAGAGAUUCCAUGUUCAGAAUUUAGGACACCCAUAUUGGCUGACCUUGGCUCCAAUGUAUAUUUGGUUUAUAAUUUUCUUCAUGCAGCCUCACAAAGAGGAGCGUUUUCUCUUCCCAGUUUACCCACUCAUAUGUCUCUGUGGCGCUGUCGCUCUUUCUGCACUGCAGAAAUGUUACCACUUUGUGUUUCAACGAUACCGCCUGGAGCAUUACACUGUGACGUCUAGCUGGCUGGCACUGGGAACUGUUUUCCUGUUUGGGCUCUUGUCGUUCUCCCGCUCUGUGGCUCUGUUCAGAGGAUACCACGGGCCUCUUGAUUUAUAUCCAGAAUUUUACAGAAUUGCCACAGAUCCAACCAUCCACACUAUCCCAGAAGGCAGGCCUGUGAAUGUCUGUGUGGGGAAAGAAUGGUAUCGAUUUCCCAGUAGCUUCCUUCUGCCUGACAAUUGGCAGCUUCAGUUCAUUCCAUCAGAGUUCAGAGGUCAGCUACCAAAGCCUUUCACAGAGGGACCACUGGCCACUAGGAUUGUUCCCACUCACAUGAAUGACCAGAACCGAGAGGAGCCUUCCAGAUACAUUGACAUCAGCAAAUGCCAUUACCUAGUGGAUUUGGAUACCAUGAGAGAAACACCUCGGGAGCCAAACUACUCAUCCAACAGAGAAGAAUGGGUCAGCCUGGCCCACAGACCAUUCCUGGAUGCAUCUAGGUCUUCCAAGUUGCUUCGGGCAUUCUAUGUUCCCUUCCUGUCAGAUCAAUACACGGUAUAUGUGAACUACACCAUCCUGAAGCCUCGGAAAGCAAAGCAGAGCCGGAAGAAAAGUGGAGGUUAGCACACCCCUGUGGCUCCAGAGGACAGCCUGUGUUCACUAGAGGUUCCACUGAGCUGACUUCCUCCAAGGCAUCCUGGAACGCUGUAAUAAAGGUCGUCCGCCAAGAAUGCCAGAAUCCGGUGCUCUGAGCUCGUCAUGGUCUAUGUCAAAGUCUAAUCAAAGUCACUCACUUCCUGCUCCUGUGUCUGUUCUGCAUGUGAGCUUUCUGCAGAUAGGCAGAGUCCUAACUCCUGGAGAGGCACACUGCUCCACCUCUCCUUGUUCUCGGUAUAGUUAUUCACUAGAGCAGAGAAGAGCACAACAUGCUUGCAGAAACUGCUCAGAGUCCUUAACUUGGUGUGUACUAGCCUUCCCCACUCCUGGUUUGGCAUCUGAGAACUACCAAGCCUUCCUUAGGCUACAUGGUUUCUCUAUCAAAGCCGUUUGGCAUCUCCUAGCAGGCCUUGUUCAAAUCCUAGUGCUGAAAAGAAGCUCAGCCUAGUUGCCAACUGGAUAUGUCCUUUUACCGCCAGCAAGACUCAGCUUCUAAAGCGUUCCCAGGACUAACACCUGUCCCAAAGCUCAGGAAAAGGUGACCACUGAAGAACUGUGACCUGAUCAUAUUAUUUAUGAUGCCUCUAAUUUUCCUUUUAUUUUCUUUAAAACUGGUCUUAAUUAUAUGGCUUUUUGGGAAGUGUUUUACAAUUUUUUGUAAUGUUUCAGCAUGCUUUAUUGAAUUCUAGACUCUGUACAAAGAUUAUAACUAGGGCAUCUUUGGAGAAAAAGGUGUAUCAAUAGAUUUGGGUGGUGACACAUUUUAAAGUAGUCUGAGGCCAUUUUGAGGAAAUUAAAAAUUCCUUUUUGUAAAACAA
Molecule: messenger RNA, 4480 nt
Organism: Mastomys coucha (southern multimammate mouse)
Lineage: Eukaryota; Metazoa; Chordata; Mammalia; Rodentia; Muridae
Gene: Alg9
Product: ALG9 alpha-1,2-mannosyltransferase
Exons: 19
Coding region: 60-3629 (1189 amino acids)
Biological process (GO): protein N-linked glycosylation; rRNA base methylation
Cellular component (GO): endoplasmic reticulum membrane
Molecular function (GO): rRNA (uridine-N3-)-methyltransferase activity; alpha-1,2-mannosyltransferase activity
Source: RefSeq, a predicted model, not a curated record